AUGGCGCCCAAGAGCAAGACAGAAAGCAAGAAGGCCGACGCGGCUCCUCCGUCUAGGCGGUCGGGGAGGUUGGCGGGUCAGGACGCGUCGAAGGAGAAGGAAGAAGUCGGGAGCAAGCGCGCCGCCGCGGACGAUAAGCCCGCUCUAUCAUCCAAGAAGGCCAAAUCUACCCCUGCGUCCAAGGGAGCCAAAUCCAAGGUCACGUCCAAAAAGGCCUCGGCCUCGGCAAAGACGGACGCGAUUCCCGAGUCCAGCGAGGAGGUCGAUGUCGAAGCUGCAGACAAGGCCGAGGCGGAGGCGGACGAAGCGGCGGAUAAGAAGGAGCUAGCGUCCAAGAAGGAGAAGGAGGCCGAGGCGCCCCAGGGUGCGGACCCAGAGACGGAUGGGAAGAAGGUGAUGAAGCUGGGGGACAAGUUGCCGAAGGUGACGUUGAAGGAUGAGGAGGGGGAGGAUGUGGAAGUGACGGGGCUGGCGGGGGAGAGGGGGGCGGUCUUGUUCCUGUAUCCCAAGGCCAACACCCCAGGCUGCACCAACCAAGCGUGCGGCUUCCGAGAUGCCUUUGACGAGAUCGCCGAGCUCGGAUAUGAUGUCUAUGGCUUGUCGAGGGACGGUCCCACCGCUCAGAAGAACUGGAAAGUAAAGCAGAAACUUACCUACAAGUUGCUUUGUGACCCAGAGUCAAAGCUGAUCAAGCGUCUCGGCGCCUUCGUACUCCCGAAAAACACCAAGCGCUCCCACUUCAUCUUCGAAAAAGGAACGGGCAAGCUCGUCGAGGCCAAAUACGGCGUCAAGCCUGCUGAUGACCCCGGGAACUGCUUGAACUUCAUCAAGGCGCAUCAAAAGUAA
Dioszegia hungarica is the source of this 846-nucleotide messenger RNA. RefSeq names its product AhpC-TSA-domain-containing protein. The record is from RefSeq and is a predicted model, not a curated record. The coding region runs from base 1 to 846 and encodes 281 amino acids. NCBI's taxonomy places the organism in Eukaryota, Fungi, Basidiomycota, Tremellomycetes, Tremellales, Bulleribasidiaceae. Gene Ontology annotation, biological process: cellular response to oxidative stress; cell redox homeostasis. The transcript has 6 exons. Gene Ontology annotation, cellular component: cytoplasm. Gene Ontology annotation, molecular function: thioredoxin peroxidase activity.